Pocillopora verrucosa is the source of this 7264-nucleotide messenger RNA. RefSeq names its product dedicator of cytokinesis protein 7. NCBI's taxonomy places the organism in Eukaryota, Metazoa, Cnidaria, Anthozoa, Scleractinia, Pocilloporidae. Gene Ontology annotation, molecular function: guanyl-nucleotide exchange factor activity. Gene Ontology annotation, biological process: small GTPase-mediated signal transduction; positive regulation of GTPase activity. The record is from RefSeq and is a predicted model, not a curated record.
GCCCGAGGUGUCGAAAAUGGCUGCCUCUGGCAGUCAAAGCUUGUCUGCCGGCUCGACUACGAGAGCGUUUGCACAAAAACUAAACAAAUUUCGGCGUAAUGGAUCGGCGACUUUCAGCACUCAAUCAAGUACAAGGUCACAAUCGUCAACUUCGAGUUCCUUUAUUCAUCUUGCGGCCGGAACGACUCCUCUAAAUGAAGUUGUGGAACCUCCUGACUUUGAAGAUCUUUUGUUGCAAAAUCAACCUUUCAAUGAAAAUGACCCAAAGAGUAAGAUGCUCGAGUUCCCUGACGAUGACAUAGAAGUGACCACAAUUCCAAGACAAUGUCGCACUGUCAAGCCAUGCUUUCCCAAGGAUACUGGAGCUGAGAACAAUCCACUACUAAAAGACUGCAUUCAUUGUUACACUUCAGAUUGGGCGAUAGUUAAUCGAAGGUAUCAGUUCCGUUGUUCUGAUGAAGGAAGACCAGAUUCAAGGCGUAGAAUAGCACGAACGUCCAGCUUUGUGAGAACACUUCCUACCCAGCUUUAUGAAAUUGAUGAAAAAGGAAAACUUGCAGAUCAGGGAAAGAGUGAAGCACAGCAAAAAGUAUCACAGCAGUCAGGCAAAGGACAGGAUGAGUUACCUCGAGGUAGCUGGGCAUCAAGCAUAUUUGACUUGCAGAUGAGUAAUCCUGAUCCACUUCUGCCAUCUCUUCUUGAACGCACUCCAGCUGAUGAGUUGGACUUGGCUAAUCAAGAAGACCGUCAACUUCACAGGAUGCACUCCUUAUUUUCUAUUUAUCCUAUUCAGCAGGAAGAAGGAAUAGAAAAGAGGAUUCCUGCCACCAUCCCUCAAGAGCAUUUUGGACAAAGAAUUCUGAUUAAAUGUCUUCAACUAAAGCUUGAUUUAGAGGUGGAGCCAAUAUUUGCAUCAAUGGCUCUCUAUGACGGAAGAGUCAAGAAAAAGAUUUCUGAGAAUUUUUACUUUGACAUGAACAGUGAAUGGUGCAAGAAGCUAGUGGAGGAGCAGAACCCUCGUGUGGAUAUUUCCACUCUCAGUCGUUCAGCAGUAUUUUCCAUUACCUACCCCUCCACUGAUGUGUUCCUUGUCAUCAAGCUUGAAAAAGUUCUACAACAGGGUGACAUUAGUGAAUGUGCAGAGCCGUAUAUGAAGGACACAGAAAACCCUAAGCAUAAAGACAAAAUGCGAACAGCUGCUGUGUUAAACUGUGAGAGGCUUGGCAAGUAUCGCAUGCCUUUUGCGUGGACUGCAAUCCAUCUUAUAGACAUCAUAAGUGGAAACAAAGAUGGCAUUGAUCCAUUGGCAGCAACACCAACACCUGCAUCACAAGAAAAAGACACUUCUUCGGCUGGGACUUCUGUGCGCAGGCAGCAAUCUGGAAUGGCAGAAACACCACCUGUUGUGCCAAGAGGCAGCCGACGGAAGGACAGUGAAAGUGCCUCCAGCAGAAGUUCAGUGAUUGAGGCGCGCAAGUCGAUACAUCUGGCAGAUAUCAGUGAAUUUGAAGUUACUCCUGACUUGACAAACUUCAGGCCUGUUACACUUACUGUCAGUAGCUUUUUUAAACAGGAAUCUGAUAAACUAAAAGAUGAUGACUUGUAUAAAUUCUUGGCUGACCUCAAGAGACCCUCUUCAGUAUUAAAGCGUCUGAAGUGCAUACCAGGAACCUUGAAGCUUGACAUCUCCCCACCUGGGGACAAACCACCAUACUGCUUAACUUCUGAGUUACAUCAGGUACAUCCAUAUCCAGAUGGGAAAGCAAGACCAACCAAAGAGAUAGAGGAGUUUGCACCCAAAGAAGUGUUUGCACCAUAUCUUACAUUCAAGAACCUUAUGUAUGUGUACCCUCUGAGUGUCAAUUACACCAGUCGCAGCACAUCUGCCAGGAAUAUUGCAGUCAGAGUACAAUUCAUGGAUGGUGAAGACUUUGAUGCUUCUGCGCUAGAAUGUGUGUUUGGCAAGUCAAGUGGUGCUGCUAUGCAGAAAGAUGCCUGGUCACCAGUAACUUACCACAAUAAGUGCCCGGACUUCUAUGAAGAAGUGAAGAUCAAAUUACCAGCAAAUCUCACAGAUCAACAUCACCUGCUGUUCACAUUUUAUCACAUCAGCUGCUCAACUGGGAAGAAGCUUGAAGAGAAGGGACCGGUUGAAACACCCAUAGGAUAUACAUGGAUCCCUGCAAUAAAGGAAGGCCGUCUAAAUCUGGGCGAAUUCCAUCUUCCUGUUUCUUUGGAAAAGCCACCUACAAGUUACAGUGUGUUGUCACCAGAAGUGCAACUUCCCGGUAUGAAAUGGUUAGAGAGCCAUAAGGGUGUAUUUCAUGUUGCCGUCAGGGCUGUCUCUUCCAUUUACACACAGGAUAUUCCCAUUCAUAAAUUUCUAAAGAUCUGUCACCAGAUCGAAGGACGUGUUGCAUCAUCACCAACUCGUACCUCAGAGGGAAACCUGGAAUCUGUUUUGCGAAAAAGCAUAGUUGACUUGUCCAAGGCAAGAGAAGAACCUCUUGUGAGGUUCUUGUACCUGAUUCUGGAUAAGCUUAUUUUGCUGCUCGUCAGACCACCAAUAAUUUCAGGGACUGUAGUAAACAUUGGACAAUCAGCUUUUGAGUCGUUAACGCAGAUUGUCCAUCGACUUCAUGUGCUGUUAGAGAACAGCCAGGAUGAACACGGCCGUAAUCAGCUGCUGGCUUCAUACAUCACUUAUGUCUUCUCUGCUCCUUACAAUCACUCUCCACCAUCAUCACCUGAUCAUUAUGCAGAACCAUCACGUUCAGCGAGUAUACCAGUUGGGCUACAAAGUAAAGCAAGACAGAAGAUGUCAAGCAGUAAUCCUCAGCUGAACUCAGCGGAUGAGCAGCAACCUUCAUAUACAACUGGAAAGUGGGUGGAUGAGGAAGAGGAACCAAGGAUGGCUGAGGUGAUGAACUUGCCUGGCAACAGGAGCAGUAUGGCAGAGUCUCGUCCCAGCUCCCUGGCUGUUCCUGGUCUUGUUCUUGGCAGCAGUAAUAACAGGAAGCUGGUGCAUGAGGAGUUGGCUUUGCAAUGGGCUGUGGCUUCUGGACCUGUCAGAGAACUAGCAAUGGGUCAUGCUUGGUUCUUUUUUGAUCUGAUGUUUAAGAGUAUGGCACAAUACCUGGAAAACACAGAUAAGUUUUUCUGGACAAGAAAAAGCAGGUUUCCUGAUCAGUUUUUAGGUGACAUACGUGCUAUGGUCAAUUCUACAGUUUCUGAGAUCACUGGCAAGCUUGAGGAUUUUACCCUCUGCCGGCGGCUGAACUCCAGUUUAGCCUUCUUCUUGUACGAUCUUUUGUCCUUGAUCGACAGAGGCUUUGUGUAUGAGCUUAUCAGGCAUUACUUUAGAGAGAUGCAUUAUCAAGCCACCAAUGAGACCAAUGAGCCAGCGGUGAACCAGCUAAGACUCGAGUUCCUGAGGAUCGUUUGCAGCCAUGAGCACUACGUGACACUUAAUUUGCCAUUCCCAUGUCCCCUCUUCCCCACUCCUCCCUCAUCACCUACAGCUUCUGUCUCGUCAAUCGACUCGGCCAUGUCUACCUACACCUUAGUGAUCGGCAACAGUAUGGCGGAACUUUCAACACCUUUUAGACAGCAGCAUUUCCUGGCUGGUCUGGUGCUAUCUGAACUGGCUCUGGCUUUGGAAGGAGGGGACAUGACCAUAAUAUGCCAAGCUAUAGACACCACACGUGAUCUGAUAGCCUGUCAUGACUCAGACACCCGCUAUGAUAACGUCUCCUGUCGCUCAGCCGUGGCGGCUCUCUAUCUACCCAUUGCUGGACUGGUGGUAGGAGCCUUACACCAGCUACAUGGGUAUGGUACCAAGGACAACUUCAGCUUCACCCCUGAUGUUGCCAUGGCUAUAGCCACGUCCAGUGUAUCAACCUUAAAGGGAUCUGAUGACAGCAGGAGUGAAUUUUCAUCGCAGAAAAGUAAACCACAGCAGCUGAGCCUCGAAGCUACCAGAAACCUGUUGGUAUGUCUGUUGUGGGUGCUGAAGAACAUGGCUAGUGACGUGCUAAGAGAUUGGUGGGCUGACCAACAACCUGCUAAACUUGGCUUGCUGCUGGACGUUCUUCGGCUGUGCAUCACUCUGUUUGAAUAUGGCGGCAAGGUGCAGAAGUCUUCACAGUUUCAAACUGUGCCAAGACCGAAGGCGCAGCAGGAUGCAAAAGCAAAAAUAGAAGAGAUGUUACUUGGAAAUAAAGGAGCCGCGAGAGAAAUGAUGCAGCGACAUAGCAGAGUGCAGUUAGAAAAAGGCCAGUCACCAACCCCUGAGGCUCGAUUAAGAUGGCGAAAGGAUCAAACACAAUGGAGACAGGCUACGGAACAACAAGACAGAGUGCGUCCUGAAGUUGAGGUCAAUGCUCAAAUCGAAGGAGGGCUUGCUGCUGAAGUCAGCACCAUUGUUCUUGAUACACUUGAGCACUUGGUACAGACCGUGUCUUCCUCAGAGUCUCUUCGUGUUGUAUUGAGUGGAAUCCUGCGGGUUUUACUCCAUUCUUUGAGCUACAACCAGAGUGAAAGGGUCUUGCAGAACAUAUUUGCGACUCAAAGAUCAAUUGUCUAUAAGUUCCCGGAGCUAUUGUUUGAAGAUGACACAGAGCUUUGUGCAGACUUGUGUUCCAGACUCCUAAACCAUUGCAGCUCGGCUCUUAGUAGUAUUCGGGCUCAGGCCAGCGCGUCACUCUAUCUCCUCAUGCGACAGAAUUUUGAAAUAGGAAAUAAUUUUGCAAGGGUCAAGAUGCAAGUUACAAUGUCACUUUCCAGUCUCGUUGGCACUUCACAAGCAUUUAAUGAAGAUCACCUCCGUCGGUCAUUGAAAACAAUCAUUACUUACGCUGAAUCAGACCAGGAGCUGCGAACGAGCACUUUUCCGGAUCAGGUGCGGGAGUUGGUGUUCAAUCUUCACAUGAUUCUGUCGGACACAGUCAAGAUGAAAGAGUUUCAAGAGGAUCCAGAAAUGUUGAUUGACUUGAUGUACAGGAUUGCCAAAGGAUAUCAAAAUUCACCUGAUUUACGACUGACGUGGCUGUGCAACAUGGCUACCAAACACGGCGAGAAUAAAGUGGAGGCAGCCAUGUGUCUGGUACACACAGCAGGUUUAGUUUCUGAGUACCUGAGUAUGUUGGAAGACAAGCCGCACUUACCUAUUGGAUGCGUUUCGUUUGAGAAGAUAUCCCCCAAUGUGCUGGAAGAAAGCGCUAUUUCAGAUGAUGUAGUAUCACCUGAUGAGGAGGGUAUUUGCACUGGGAAGUACUUCUGCGAGAAUGGAUUGGUAUCUUUACUCGAAUCAGCUGCAAACACGUUUUUUCGAUCUCAUUUAUUUGAAUGUGUAAAUGAGGUGUAUAAACUGCUGAUCCCGAUUCUAGAAGCAAAACGUGAUUAUAAGAAGCUGACUCAGGUUCAUCAGAGGCUUUCAGAAGCAUUCGGCAAGAUUAUACAGACGGAAGGAAAGCGUAUGUUGGGAACAUACUUCCGAGUCGGUUUUUAUGGAUCUAAAUUUGGAGAUUUGGACGGAGAGGAGUACAUUUACAAAGAACCCGCCAUCACGAAGCUUCCUGAAGUGUCCCAUCGUUUGCAGGCAUUUUAUGGAGACAAGUUCGGGCAUAAUGUUUUGGAAGUAAUCAAAGAUUCCAACGCAGUUGAACAAGACAAGCUGAAUCCAGAAAAAGCUUACAUCCAACUUACCUAUGUGGACCCAUAUUUUGACGAAUAUGAAUUGAAGGAUCGUAUUACCUAUUUUGACAAGAAUUUCAACUUAAGAAGAUUUAUGUACGAAACUCCUUUCACACCGAGCGGAAAACCUCAUGGUGAACUGGUCACCCAGUACAAGAGAAAGACGAUUUUGACUGCUGCCAACUCAUUCCCGUAUGUCAAGACACGAGUCAAUGUUGUGCAUCGUGAACAGAUUGUGUUGAGUCCCAUUGAAGUCGCCAUCGAGGAUAUGGAACUAAGGACGAAAGAGCUUCUUAACGCAAUCAAUCAAGAACCACCAAACCCCAAGAUGCUUCAGAUGGUGUUACAAGGUUCUAUUGGCACCACUGUUAAUCAGGGUCCUCUAGAGAUUGCUUUGGUAUUCCUGUGUCACGAUCAGGACGCUGAAGAUGGCGGGGAAACGCCAAUGAUCACGAGACACCAUCACAGACUCAGACUCUGUUUCAAAGAGUUUAUCAAAAGGUGCGGAGACGCUCUGCAAAGGAACAAGCAGCUUAUCGCAUCUGAUCAACGUGCCUAUCAGAAAGAACUGGAGAAGAAUUUUACACAGCUCACCGAACAACUCGAACCUCUCUUGAGAAACAAGUCUGGCACCUUACGUGGAUCCACCAGGCAGAAGGAAGGAUCUGCACUGCUGAGGAAAAUCUCCAAGAGUUUUAAUACAGGACACAGUAUAGCUUAACUCAAAAUCCGUUGCAGAGCCUAAUCUUUGCCGAGUCAAUUUUGUAUGUUCAAGAAGUUGGAAUUGAUUGAUUGAUGGAAUGAUUAAUGGAUUUAAUACUAUACAGACUGUGAACCUCCUAUUUGUGAAAUUCUUUUGAAGUCGGUUGUGCGAAAAAUUCGCAAAAAAGCAAAAACUUUUAUCUUUUUUAUGGGGGCCAUAAAGAGCUUCUUGAUAUUCAAAGAUCCAUGUAAAUUUAGGACAUUGGCCACCGAAUAUUUUCCCAAUCAUAAGAUGUGUUUUGUACUUCGUGUGAUCAUCAUAGAAAGGUAAAAGAGACAGGUGUUAGCUUAAUGUGCCAACAAUCCUGCCCAAAACGUUUGGAGAACACAUAUCCCUUUUUCCAAGUCCGUCCCGUGUAUCAUGAGCAAGUUACGUUCAUUUUCCACCCACGAAAGUAGACUUGUCAAUAUUUCCUCCCUCCCUGUGUUUAAUAUUGUCCAGGGUUGAAGGGGUGUGUUCAUGGUAUUAGUAUUUACCAGAUGUAACGAUAGUGCCCAGACAUUUUUGGCAAGAUUGUAAGCUUUUAUUAGAAAACAAUUUAUUGUGAAUAUUGUACAGGAACAUGAAAGUAAACAAUUUUUUUUUGGUUCAAAAAGAAUAUUCUUUAAUUUCUUAUGUAUUUGCAGAAUAACAACUAAUAAGGCUAGACAAUAUAUUAUAUGCACAACAUGCCAGCUCCACACAGAGACAUGAUGAAUGUUGGAACGAAUUUGCAAUGAUUUUGCUGGUUUUGUUUUGCUUUUUUUUGAAAUGUGAAACGAGGUGUGGACGGAGAAAUGGAAAGUGCUUUGGUGGAUCAACUUUAUU